CCUGUUCAUCCUGGGACAUGCUAAUACUCUACGGCGUGAAGAGAUUUGGGGUGAUCUUGUGAGGGAUGCCGAAGACCGCGGGUUGUUCACCAGGGUAUGUGCUGUUAGUUGAGCAAGAGCCCCACAUUCGUAUCUUCACUUUUGCUGACACACGCAACGAACCUGUGUGGCGCUAUUAUACUUUAUUAUUAGGUUGUACCGGGUAUCUUUGGACGAAGAGGAGCCACAUCACCUCAGAAUAUCUUAAAGCCCAAUAUCACGGCCGAUCGCAGGAACGAGAUGUAUGGUCGAGUUGCCGACACCAGGCUUGCGACCGCUAUUGAACGGCCGAUGGCUACUAUCGACGACAUCAUGGAGGUCUCCGUUUAUCCAACUCUACCGGAACCUGGCAAGAACCUAGAACAGCAAGACCGAUCUCUUUUGCAAAAUAGCGUCUCAAGAGGGGAUGAGGGAGAAUCGCAGAAUAGGGAGAAUGAUCACAAGAGAGGUAUGGGACCUUCUGAUAACAGAUACUGGACAGGCCAAGGACCUCCCGAGGACGAGUACAAGGGAGGGCGAGCGCCUAGACCUUCAGGUCGAAUGGACUCCUAUCAGCCCCACCCCCCUCAGGAUUAUCGACGCGAAUUUGAUGAUCAUCGUCGCAUGGACGGGAAUAAGGAUCACUCGCACAAUCCCUCACCCAGACGUCAACACCACUCCAGCGACGGACUUCCGCCAUAUCCGAGCGAUUCUGAGAGCGGUUAUGGUGGCCAAUCUGGCCACUUAAAUAGACCUCCCUCGCCUAAGCGAUCGAAGGCGACCCCGAGCCUAUUCCUGAAGAGCAAGCCCAGGGAUAUGAGGACAGCACCAGGUUCAUCGCGGCAGUCUGACCCGCGCGAAAGGCUUGCUGCUCAGGUGAUUCCGAUCAGGAAGAGCUAUCCCGCUAGACCAAACUAUUCAUCUGGGUCUUCUCGACCAGCCCAGCCUCCACCACAUUACAGCAAGCGUCCCUCGGCGCCGUCGCUUGAUGAUAUUUUGAACACUAUGAACAAGAAGCCUCGUGGAACUUAGUUUCUCAGACUAUAUUUGCUGCAUCUCCUUUCUUUCAUUUUCGCUGGUAUUCAUUUGCAUUUCCUACACACAUUCGUACAUGUACAAUAAACGCGCCUAUAGGCAAGCUGCACCGUAUA
Gamsiella multidivaricata is the source of this 1169-nucleotide messenger RNA. RefSeq lists its product as uncharacterized. Lineage: Eukaryota; Fungi; Mortierellomycota; Mortierellomycetes; Mortierellales; Mortierellaceae. The record is from RefSeq and is a predicted model, not a curated record. The transcript has a single exon. Bases 280 to 1050 code for a protein of 256 amino acids.